Molecule: messenger RNA, 1734 nt
Organism: Ostreobium quekettii
Lineage: Eukaryota; Viridiplantae; Chlorophyta; Ulvophyceae; Bryopsidales; Ostreobiaceae
Source: the annotation of a GenBank genome assembly
AUGAGCUCGGGUGAUGACGGCGGAGCAGGCGCGCCCGCCGAGAUGCCCGUCGUUGAUCCGCGUGGCGAGCCGGCCGCGGCAGAAGCGGCGGCGGGGGCGGACGCACGCCAGCCGGGGCGGGCGGUGGGGCGAGUAGGGGAAGGAGCACCGUCCAAUGUCGUCGUCGAGGGGGGCAGCGGCGGUGCUCCGCCAACGCAGGCCGUGACGACCCCCGUGGCGGCCACCGGCAGCAGUGGUGGCCAAACUGGUGAAGCUCUGGGCUGCUCUUCGGCCGUGGCAGCUGGCGGCAUCGGAGGGAUGCUACCCGCCAGCCCGUUCCACGCGCCCUGCUCGACUUCCAGCGGUGUAUCAAUGAUCCCGCAGAGAUCAGUUCCCGCCGACUUUAGGGAGGCGAGCAGCGGUGGGCCGGGCCAGGAGCCGGCGCUAUCCAGCCCGUUCAGCUCCGGGGAUGCGGGCCUGGGCAUCUCCGACGGCCCGGCCCCCGGGGGGCGAUCCGGCGGGCUGGCGCCAGGCGACCCCGCCCGCCUGGGCCCCGCCAACGCCCACAAGCGCGCCAUAUCCGCCACCGCGCGGCAGGGCUUCCAGUACCUGCCCUUCAUCCCGCAGGCGGAGGGCAGCGCCGGGGGGCAGCAGCGGGGCGGGCUGCCCGCGCCGGCCACGGGCAUCACCCGGACAAGAUCUGCGCCCAUGCCGCCGCGGCCGCCCGAGCCUGAACCCAAGGGUCAGGAAUUUGGACAAGGGCGACAAGGCGAGUCGAAAGAUGGGGAAGAGAAGCAGAGCGGGAGGUACGCGAAUGUCCUUUGCGGUGGCUCGGCGGACAUCGGCCAGAGGCGUACCAUGGAGGACUACUUUAUCGCGGGUAGGGCCGGGGAGUGCGGGGCGGGCGCAGAGUCCCAGAUCGAGGCCUUCGUCGGAGUUUUCGACGGCCACAACGGCCCGGAGGCGGCGCAAUUCGCCAGCGAAAAUUUCAUGCCCUUCCUGGCCGAGGCCUGCGCCCAGGGUUCGGGCAUCGCGCCCGCCCUCAGGGCCGUCUUCCAGCGCUGCGAGGCUGAUCUCUACGCCGCCUGGCGCGGCGGAUCUUUCGGCGAAUCGGGCACCACGGCGCUGGUGUGCGUGCUCACGUCCGACGGCCACCUGCGCGUGGCCAACGCGGGCGACUGCCGAGCGGUGCUGAGCAGGGCCGGCCGCGCGGAGGCCCUGACCCAAGACCACAAGCCCGGGUGCCAGGCGGAGCGCGGGCGCAUCAUUGCCGCGGGGGGCUACCUGGACGAUGACGACUACCUCAACGGCGAGAUCGGCGUCUCUCGCUGCAUCGGCGAUUUCCACUUGGGGGCCAUUAAGAAACCGGACGACGGGUCCGGGGCGCUCAUCCCAGACCCGGAUUUGUACAAUGUCGAGGUGACGUCCGAGUGCGAGUUUGUUAUACUGGGCUCGGACGGGCUGUGGGAUGUGCUGAGCAACCAGAGGGCCGUGGACCUGGCGCGAGGCGAGCUGGACGAGAGCCGCAGCGCGGAGAAGGCGGCCAAGAAGCUGGUGUUCGAGGCCAAGUGCAAAGACGGGCGGGACAAUAUCACGGCGGCGCUGAUGGCACUGUGCCCGCUGCCGUUCCCAGCGAGGAAGUCGGCCCGCAGGCAGUUCGUGAACAGUCGGCUGAGGCUCAACAGCCGCAGCCUGAUGGACCUGAAGCAGGCCCUGCAGAGCGCGGAGGGGGCGCCGCCGGCCGGGCCGUUCUGA